AUUUGUAAUGUGGGCACAAACAAAAUGGAAUCUCUUAAGUUGUACUUAAUAUUUGAUCCAGUGAAGAGAAAGGGGGUCUUGCUCUUAUCUGUAGUUUUCGCCCUUUCUAAUAAAUAGGCACUUCCCAAAUUUGAAGGAGCACAAACCUUUCUUUUUCUUCUGAAUUCUAGACUUGUAAUCACUAGUUUAAGGUCUUGAAGAGUUUUGCGGAGACACUGUUGGAUUUCUGAGUCCUCUGAGCAAAAUUGUUAUCAGACUAUCAGCUAACAGUGAGCUGAGAGAUGGGCGACCCAAUCAUAAGUGCUGUAACUCAGCUCAUUGUGAACGACUUGGCAAAACAAGUGAAUAUGCAUGCUCAAUAUGCUAUGCAAUUUGAAAGUCAGUUUGAAGAGAUGAAGAAAGAGCUGAAUCUCAUGCGUUGUUAUCUCGCUGAAGCAAACAGGCUGAAAGGAAACAAUAAGUCUAUCAAAUCAACCUUAUCUGAUCUUCAAGAACUAACUUAUGAAGCAGAUAACGUGAUCACGGAUUGCCAAAUUCGCGAAGAUUAUCUAAAGAUAAAAGGGAAUUCUUCUUGCUUGUUUCCAUCUCCAAGGGAGAUUUCUUUCAGAUACAACACUGGAAAGAAACUGACAGAACUCAACAAGGAGAUAGUGAAAAUGCAUCAGAGGCUGAGGACUUUUGUUGGUCCAAUAACUGAACAAUCUAGAAGCGAGGAUAGCAGCAGCAGACGGACACGAUGGACUUCACACAUUUUUGACCAAUCUGAAAUUGUGGGAUUAUCAGAAGAUACAAGAAAAAUCAAAGAAUGGAUCCUCUCUCACAGCGAGUCGUUACAUCAUGUUGGCAUUGUUGGUAUGGGCGGUUUGGGUAAAACCACAAUCGCGCAAAAGGUUUACCACGACAGACAAGUGAAUGUGAGAUUUCAAAAGAAAGUUUGGGUUUCUGUAUCUCAAACUUAUGAUGAGCUGGCAAUCAUGAAGGGAAUUUUGAGACAGCUAAAUGUAGAUGAUAGUGGAACUGACAAAGGAGAGAUGCUUAACAGAAUUCUUGAAGCACUUUCACAUAAGUCAUACUUGAUUGUCAUGGAUGAUGUAUGGAGCAUUGAUGAUGGAUGGUGGGAUAGGAUCUCAAGGGGAUUACCCAAGUUUAUCGAGCACAAUAGUUGUAUUAUAAUCACAUCAAGAAAUGAGGAUGUUGUUAAGAGAAUGGGAGCCAUAGAAACAAGAAUUCAUCGACCAAGAUUGCUUGAUGAUGAAGAGAGUUGGUCAUUGUUCUGCAAGUUUGCAUUUUUGUCAACUAAAGGGAAGUGUAAUGCUCAAUUGGAAGAUGUUGGGAGAGAGAUCGUGCGCAAAUGUCAUGGUCUUCCUCUAGCCAUCAAGACCACAGGUGGGAUGUUAUCAUCAAAACCACAAUCACUCGGGGAGUGGACGCGGAUAUGUGAAAACUUUCGAGAGAAAUUGGUAUUGGAUAGUGAAAGCAAUAUAUCCGUAAUGGCAUCUUUGCAACUAAGUUAUGAUGAGCUUCCAGCUCAUCUAAAGCAGUGCAUAUUGUGCUUCUCAAUCUAUCCAGAUGACCAUGAAAUUGAGGCGGAACAAUUGGUUCGUUGGUGGGUAGGGGAAGGAUUAGUCCGUAGCAAUGGCACAGAAACUGCAACAGAUGUAGCUUUUAGUUACUUGUCUGAACUGGUGAGUAGGUGCUUGGUUGAAGCUACCCAAAGAAGAAACUUUGAUCGUAGAGUUUACAGUUGCAAAAUGCAUGACAUGGUUCGGGACAUGGUAAUCCUGGUUGCAGAAGAAGAGUCAUUUUGUAGCUUUAAAAGAGGCAGGCACAUAGCCACAGUUAACUCUAGGCACUUGGGGGUCACCAGAGAAACAACUUUUCAAUCCUUGGCUGGGAAUUCAAAGCUUACAGCACUUCUUCUCACUACGACAAAUAUCAUCGGCUUCAACAGGAAAAUCGCUCUGGCUGAAAUCAAGACUCUCAGGGUCUUGGACCUGUCAUGUGUCAAGCUAGAAAACAUCUGUUUAGUCGAUCUAUGGAGCUGGAUCACAUCACUAAAGCGACUAGCUUAUUUAAAUCUUCGAGGUGUUGAUAAGUUGGACGAAAUUCCAGAUUCUGUUAGGAAGUUAUGGGGUCUCCAAAUACUGGUUCUUAGAGAAUGCCAGGAACUGAAAAAGCUACCAACAUCAAUCACGACACUUCCAAGAUUGGCAAUUCUUGAUGUUGGAAGUUGUCCAUCUUUUUCAUGCUUACCACAAGGUCUCUCUAGGCUUUCUAAUAUUGAAGAGCUGUACGGGUUCAAGAUACCAAGCCCAGCAACAACAGAAGCUUGUCACCUGAGUGAGAUCGUGGCACUGUCUCAACUACGAGUACUGCAAUUAGACAUAACGGAGGAAAGCAUGAUAGAGGACAAGGAAUUGGCUGCAUUGGAACACCUUAAACUACUAAGGGUGCUAUCAAUCAAUGCUGGAGACUGUGAAAACAAGGACAUUAUAAGGAAGCUGGAUAACUUGUCACCACCAACGCGUGUUGAAGAAUUAUACCUAAGGCACUUCCUCGGAGAAACCACACCAGCAUGGAUAAACCCCAUUUCACUUCCUCAACUGCAGUACCUUUGUAUCGAAGAUUCAAGAGUGCUUAACCGCAUGAGUGAAAAUUUCUGGGGAGGUAAUGUAGGUAAGUGGAAUGUUGAAGGACUGUGCUUGAAAUUCUUGCCAAGGCUGGGGGAAACAUGGGAAACAUUCCAAAGUGAAAUGCCAGCACUCAAAUACUUAGAAGUCAGCCACUGCAAUUCGCUGACAAAGUUCCCAUGUAACGUUGAGGGUUUAGGAUAUUGGACAAAGCCAGAGGAAGAGGAGGAAGACAAUGAAGAACAGGAUGUGAUUUCGUCCCAUGAAGGAAACAAUGAAGGAGAAAUUGACAACACGCACUGAAAUUAUAGGAUUCCAAUCUUCAGUUUCAGUACACAAUAAUGCGCUCUUCCAUUUUUUUUUUCUCCUCGUGGAAAACUGGUACCACAUUAUGCUGUUACCACAGUGUUCACUUAUUUUCUAUUCUGUAUGCUUGUUUUGUGAGUUUUUAUUCAUAUACAAUUUUCAUGUAACGAACAGGUGAUAAUUUUGUAUGGUUUGCUGAUUUAUUGUUACUGUGAAUGGUGGAGCUUAUGUUUCCUUUUUCUUA
Messenger RNA from Lycium ferocissimum, 3180 nucleotides. RefSeq names its product disease resistance RPP13-like protein 4. Lineage: Eukaryota; Viridiplantae; Streptophyta; Magnoliopsida; Solanales; Solanaceae. Gene Ontology annotation, molecular function: ATP hydrolysis activity; ADP binding. Gene Ontology annotation, biological process: defense response to other organism. The record is from RefSeq and is a predicted model, not a curated record. The coding region runs from base 282 to 2933 and encodes 883 amino acids. The transcript has 3 exons.